Messenger RNA from Lichtheimia ornata, 5301 nucleotides. RefSeq lists its product as uncharacterized. Gene Ontology annotation, cellular component: cell septum; myosin complex; cell periphery. The record is from RefSeq and is a predicted model, not a curated record. NCBI's taxonomy places the organism in Eukaryota, Fungi, Mucoromycota, Mucoromycetes, Mucorales, Lichtheimiaceae. Gene Ontology annotation, molecular function: chitin synthase activity; ATP binding; cytoskeletal motor activity. Bases 1 to 5301 code for a protein of 1766 amino acids. The transcript is spliced from 5 exons.
AUGAGCGGAUCAGCAAUAACCACCACUAGCCAACAGCCGCAUGAUCUGGUUGAACUUGGUCACCUGACAGAAGAUGCGAUUGUCAAUGCUAUACGAACACGAUUCCUCCAAGAUAAGAUUUAUACACGAAUACGUAAUGCAACAUUGGUCGUCGUCAAUCCAUACAAAGACAUCAUCGGCACAUCCCUUGCACAAGUGAGCGAGCAGUACUUGAACGAAUACAAGGAGCCUGCUCGAGGGGGAACCAACAACAACAACAGCACAUCAUCAUCAUCAUCAUCACAGCUACUCGAUCCACACAUAUUUCAACAUGUCAACCAAGCCUAUUUCCAUAUGCGGAGGUCUGGACGAGAUCAAUCAAUGAUUUUCAGGGGUGUGGCAGGUAGCGGCAAAACAAGUCUUCGAGAAACGGUGUUGCAGCACUUGAUGACACUGAGCAGCGGCAACAAAAAGGUGGAUCGUGUACAGCAACUUGUGCAGCGAGCGUAUCGGGUACUUGAAUCUUUUGGCCACUGCAGGACACUUGGCAACAGCAAUGCAUCACGAUACGGCAGCUUUGUGGAACUUCAAAUGAAUGAGCGAGGAAGGAUGAUGGGUGCCAAGUUUCUCGAUUAUUUGCUAGAGCGUUCACGUGUGACCGAAUCGGAUGAGACAACUUCGAAUUUUCACGUGUUUUAUUAUCUUGUGCAUGAUAAAUCACUCGAGUUGGGCGAUGGAUGCCAUCUACGUUAUUUGUACAAGACUAGAGAGGCAGCAAGAUUAUUGCAAUCUACAACACUUGAUAGCCAAGAGCACCUACAACAAUUGAAAGCUGACCUAAAGGCGAUAUUGGGAUCCAGCAACAAGAACCUAGUUACGCACCUGACACAGCUAUUGGCAGCUAUUUUGCAUUUGGGCAACAUUCAAUUUGCACCACCACCACCCGGCAAGGAUGAAGUCAUUGUCAAGACACCACAAGAACUCGAGACUACAGCACAACUCAUGGGUGUAGAGCCAAGAGCACUCGAGAAUGUGCUCAUGUAUCAAACCAAGCUUGUCAAGAAGGAUAUGGUGACAACAGUGCUGGAUGCUGAUCAAGCUUCUCGUCAACGUGACAUGUUGGCUCAAACAUUGUACUCGCUUGUGUUUACGUGGAUCGUUGAAGCAAUCAACAAAAAGCUAUGCAAGCCAUCAUUUCAAAACUUUUUUGGUUUGCUUGAUUUCCCCGGGCAGGAUCUGGGUUCGAGUACAUUCGAUCAAUUUGCCAUCAACUUUGCCAAUGAAAAAAUGCACCAAUUCAUGCUCGAUCAUUUGACCAACACCCACAGCGAAGUGUAUCGUGAUUUAAGACAACAGCCAGUUGUACUCCGCAGCACUGGUGUGGCAGAUGUCAUGAAAGAAGUAGCAACCCAAAGCGAUAACUUGGAUGCAUAUGUUUCUCGGCACCAAUUGACAUCAAAGAAAGGGGCCUCUUAUUUCACUAUUCAGCACUUUGGAGGACCUGCAACAUACAAACGUGAGGACUUUGAUACGGCCCAUGCCACUGAUAAUUUGAAUGCGGAUUUCGUGGCAUUGAGUGAGGAGGAUGGAUGCACAAACGAAGUAUUACGACAAAUCUUUCAGCAAAAAACAGUAACCAGCACCACCAGUCGACGCCAUAAUAGCACCCCUGUAUCCGCUCAACAAUCAUCAAAACCACGUCGAUCACCUUCCAUGAAGCGAAAGCAACAGGAUAGCGAGAAGGGAAAUCCACAACAACAGCAACCAAAUAAUCAUCAUCGAGUAGCACAAAUCAACGAUGCUUUGGAAGAGCUCAAGGCGACUUUACAAGAGACCCAAGUAUGGUGGGUGUUAUGUUUGAAGCCCAACGAUUUGCAUUUGCCAAGUUCAUGUGAUGGGAAAAAGCUGGCAGCACAGCUGCAAAUGUUACGAGUGCUCGAUUUGACCGUACGUGCACGUAACGAAUACACCUCAAUGAUGACACUAUCUGAGUUUUGCGAGCGAUACACCGAGAUCAUCAAUCAAACGCCCAAUGCAACAACUACGCCAAACGCUGAUGACCGAUUCAAGUGUCAAGCUGUGAUGAACUCGUACAACUGGAACGCACGUAUGAUGAUAAUUGGCAAAGAACAGGUGUAUUUGCAUGGCCAUGCAUGGAUGAUGCUCGAGAACCGUUUGAGGGCCAUGGAAAAGCGUGAGCAACGAAAGGCCCGUUGUGCUGCUAAGGGGAUUCCAUUUGACGAAGACAAUGAUAGCCAAAUUGGAGGAAUGGGUGAUGAUGCAGGAUCCUAUAUGAUGCGAGGCUCCAUUGCCGAUACGGGAUCGGUGUGCUCUUCGGAUGAUCAUUAUCUCAAUGACUCAGGGUCUAUUUGCACAGCAUCUCAAACAUGUGAUGGAUCCAGCUUCACUAAAGGAGGUGCUACUGUCAAUAUGAUUGAGAGUGUGGAUGAUGGCAAGAAGAAAAGAGACAAAAAGCCAAAACGCAAAAUCAGCAAAGCACGAGGAGUUUGGGCGUCAUUGACAUGGCUGACAACAUGGUGGAUCCCGAGUGCAAUGCUUAGCAAAAUGGGUGGUAUGCGACGCAGCGAUAUUCGGAUGGCAUGGCGUGAAAAGGUGACGCUGUGCAUGUUGAUUCUUUUAUUGUGUGGAGCAAUGAUUUGGUUCAUUUGCUUUUUUGGACAACUACUAUGCCCACAUCAAGAUGUAUACACGCAAAGCGAAUUGCAAGCAAGGAGCAGCCGAGAUAAUGCCUAUGUUGCGAUACGUGGCGAAGUGUUUGAUCUAUCGACGUAUGCACCAAGGCAUUGGGCAAGCGAAGUGAUCCCCAAUAGCGCAUUGUUGCAAUAUGCAGGACAAGACAUCAGCGACUUAUUCCCAGUACAAGUGUCUGCAUUAUGCGAUGGUAACAAUGCACCCGUACCAUUGCAAGUGACCCUUGAUACACGCAUCAAUAUCACCGAUUCGAAUGCAAGGUUCCAUGAUUUCCGAUACGGCAAUGAAAAUGAUGAUUAUCGACCUGAUUGGUACUUUGAGAAGAUGAUGUAUUUGCGAAAGAACUAUCGCCUUGGUUUCAUGGGAUACGAUCCAGAGGAUAUUCGUAACCAAGCAACAUGGCCGGUUCAAGUGGGUGGCAUUCGUACAGAGAGACGAUGGGCAAUCUUGCAUAACAACAUUUACGACCUUACCUCAUACAUGCUUGGUGGUGUUGGUGUCAAUUCAAAAGAGCCUAUCAAUGGCACGCUCAUUGGCCAAGAUUUUAUCGACAAUGGUAUCACGGAGCUCUUUCGACAGCUUGCUGGCACUGAUAUCUCAGCACAUUUUGACUCGUUGCCCAUGGAUACCGAUAAGCGUGCACGACAAUUGACAUGCUUGAGAAACCUGUUCUUUGUUGGCAAGGUCGACAGCCGCAAUUCGGCAAGGUGCCUCUUUUCCGAAUACCUGCUUUUAUUGAUUACUGUGUUCUUGUGCAGCGUCAUUUUAUUCAAAUUCUUGGCAGCAUUGUUCUUGGCAGGUGCAGGAAACAAGGGAGAAAGCACUGAUGAAUACGACAAGUUCGUUGUAUGCCAAGUGCCAUGUUACACAGAAGGCGAAGAAUCGUUACGAAAGACGAUUGAUUCGGUUGCAGCAUUACGAUACGACGACAAACGCAAGCUAUUAUUCAUUAUUGCCGAUGGAAUGAUUGUGGGAAGCGGCAACGAUCGUAGCACUCCACGUAUUGUUCUCGACAUUUUGGGCGUUGAUCCCGAGGCUGCUGAUCCACCAGCAGUAUCAUGCUUAGCAUUGGCACAAGGGGCACGACAACACAACAUGGCCAAGGUGUAUUCUGGUCUCUAUGAACAUGCAGGUCAUGUGGUUCCAUACAUUGUUGUUGUCAAGGUUGGCACACCCUCUGAACGACAAAAGGCUGGCAACAGGGGUAAACGUGAUUCACAAAUGGUGUUGAUGAGGUUCCUUAACAAGGUGCACUAUGACAUGCCUAUGACACCACUGGAGUUGACAAUGUAUCACGAGCUCAAAAAUGUCAUCGGUGUCCACCCAAGCUUUUACGAGUUGGUGCUUAUGAUUGAUGCCGAUACCGAAGUCCUACCUGAUGCUCUCACAAGGAUGGUUGCUCAUUUUGUGCAUGAUCCAAAGAUCGUUGGUUUGUGUGGCGAGACACAGAUCCUCAACAAAGACGACACGUGGGUGACAAUGAUUCAAGUUUAUGAAUACUACAUUUCGCAUUACCUUUCCAAGGCCUUUGAAUCCCUUUUUGGAUCAGUGACAUGUUUACCAGGAUGUUUUUGCAUGUAUCGAGUACGCAGUCCUACCAAUCGCCCGCUACUUGUGUCGCAUCAAGUUAUCAAUGACUAUGCAGAGACAAAUGUUGAUACCCUGCACAUGAAGAAUUUAUUGCAUCUUGGUGAAGAUCGAUAUUUGACCACACUCAUCCUCAAGCAUUUCCCGUCAUACAAGACAAAAUUCACAGCCGAUGCUGCAUGCAUGACCAAUGCCCCAGAUCGAUGGCCUGUAUUGCUCUCACAACGACGUCGUUGGAUCAAUUCAACUAUUCACAACCUUGGCGAGCUUAUGUUUUUACCACAGCUAUGUGGUUUUUGUUGCUUCUCAAUGCGUUUCGUGGUCAUGCUCGAUUUGUUGAGUACCUUGGUGAUGCCAGCUGUUGUUUGCUAUUUGAUUUAUCUCAUCUACCAGCUCAGCACAAGUACCUCUCAAGUGCCUCUUAUAUCCAUGAUUACUCUGGCAGGCGUUUAUGGCUUACAGGCUAUCAUCUUUAUCAUGCGUCGCAAGUGGGAGCAUAUUGCAUGGAUGAUUGUGUACAUUCUUGCCAUCCCUGUGUUUUCAUUCCUCGUUCCAUUAUAUGCAUUUUGGCACUUUGAUGAUUUCUCAUGGGGCAACACACGUAUUGUGGUGGGCGAGAGUGGCAGCAAAAAAGCCGUUGGACCGGACGAAGGAUCAUUUGACCCAAGCACAGUGCCAACCAAACGCUGGGAUGACCAUGAGCAUGAUAUGAUUUAUUGGGAAGACCAUCCUGAAGAAGCACCACCCUACGCACCAUAUGCAUCAUCUGUAGUAGACGAUCGAAGCUCUUUUUGCAGUAGGGGCAAUGCAAGCCGAUGCAGUGAACGAUCAACACAGCAACAACAACCCACGGAUCGGGCUAUUGUCAAUGCCAUUGAACGUAUCCUCGACUCUCAUGAUUUGAUGCAGCUCACCAAGAAGCAGGUUCGUGAUGUCCUAUCACAGCAAUUUGGAAUGGAUAUGGAAGAACGUCGUGAUUUCAUCAACAAGUAUAUCGAACAAUCACUUGCACGGCGGCUGUAA